CGGCUAGUAUCCGACUGAAUUUGUAACAGUUUCGUUACAACAAUGAAGGCAGCACUGAUUUUCCUCGCCGUGGUGGUGACAAUGGCUUCAGCCGCAGGAGUUAGAAAGAACUACAACCCAAGCGGUGUCAACUUUGUGGACAAUUCGCCACCAAUAAACGGAAAUGGGGGAGUUACAAAUAACUACAACCCAAGCGGUGUCAACUUUGUGGACAAUUCGCCACCAAUAAACGGAAAUGGGGGUGUUAAAGUCGUUGACAACAACCCAGAUGAUGGACAACAAGUUCACAUUGUCGAUAAUGUUGAUCCGCUGUUCAAUCAACCACACAAACCUGAAGGUAGCUACGAACCAAUCGACAUCGGGCCGGCAAUUGUAGAACCACAACAAGGAUGUUCCAACGGGGGAUAUGAACCGAUUGGUACUGGCCCAGCAUAUGUUGGAAAUGACAGACCCAAACAAUUUCCCAACCCCCUCGCUCGCGGUGGCAAGUAAACAAAGACGGCGUUAAAAGAACUCCUACAUACUUACCUAGUACAUAAGUGAAAAUAAACGAAAUUGUAAAUGUAUUGAA
This is a messenger RNA of Chilo suppressalis (striped riceborer), 571 nucleotides long. Lineage: Eukaryota; Metazoa; Arthropoda; Insecta; Lepidoptera; Crambidae. The record is from the annotation of a GenBank genome assembly.